UGAAUUUUGGUUGAUACGUUUGGUAAGCAAUAACAACACUUACUUGUCAGCUAGUGUCACUGUACAUGCUCUGAUUUGUACACUGAUCAAGAUUAAUCAUUAGUGCCAAACAUGGAUGACAGAUCAGCUUUGGAGAACUUUUUCACACAGCUCCGUAAGGUUGGCCUUGCAACAGAACGGGGUGUGACUGAAUUGAUAGAGGACUAUGAUAAUAACACUAAAAGAUGUCCUUCUAAAGCCAUAUUGAAACUAUCAGACUUAAAGAAGGAAGUCAAAGAGACAAAGGUGGAUGUGAGGGGUAAGAUGGAACACAUGCAACAGACAGGUCAAGCAUUUGAUGAGUUCCUGGGUCUGUGUGGCUCCCUGAUAGCAAAACAAAAGGCAGCAGUACAGGAUAUUGAGACCUUCAUGCAGCAGUAUGGCUACACACCUAAAGUCACUGAGAAACCUAAGGGCAAUGAAGAAGAAGAGAUGGACAUGGAAGCCACAGAUGAUACGAGCAAUGGAGAUGCAGUAUGCACCCCACCCCCAUGCCGUCAGGAAGUCCAGGACACAUCCAAGACACCCAAGACCCCUGUCAUGGAGCACACAAGACUCCAGUCUUACAAGAUGAAGGCUGUAGCUGCGUCCAACACUAAUACAGCUAUGUACAGUGUCCAGCCAGUAAGCAGGUCCCACCAGGUACCACCAGAGUUUGAAAAUGAUGGCCUCUUUGUGACACCAAGUCUGAUGGGAGAUAAGAAACUUCCCCUACAAACACCAGAUGCACACCAGACAGGCCAUUAUGGGAGUCCCUAUCCCAUGUGGAGCCCCGCCGCGUCGGACAUGCCGAGUCAUCAGAAAAUCCCACGCCUGGACCUAAACAGCCAUGCCUCUGUGGAUCUAACCAGCCCAGAAUUUCAGACUCCAAGUAUGCGUCGGCUCGCUCAGAUGUCAAGUGCUUGCAAUCCUGAUGUCCAGAAGUUGUCAAAAGCGGUGUCGGAACAAAUGAUGGCCUGCAGUCCAGCAUCACCAACCUUUCAAACGCCUAACCUGAAAAAUCUACUAUUGAAAAAAAACACAUCCAUCCACAAACCCUGCCCAAUACCUAAUCCGGGAAUCGGUGUAAAGAACCUGGUCAAGUCAGAUCCCCUUGACUUCAGCGUGAAGACCCCACCCAUCUCUAGGAUAUAUACGACAGAGACCCCGAAAACUCCAGAAAUGACAUGCGAUUUGUCGAAACUGCGAGGAAUGGCAAAUACCUUCAGUUAUGAGCCGGUAGCCUUUUCCAGUGUAUCAGGGAGAGAGAAUUCCAGCAUCCGGAGUGGUUUCCCUGAACCACCCAAGCUCUCCUACCUCCAGUCACAGUCAGACACGCCCAAAACGCCGGAACUGACCCACAACUUUCAGUCCUUCCGGGGACUCUCCCAUGCCCCAGUGCCAAAGUUUGAAUCACUGGCAGAGAGGCUUGGCCAGAACCUGCCUAGCGAAACCCCUCCUACACCAGACAUGCUCACUACGAGACUUGACCAGCUGAAGGCAGAACGCAGCUCUCAUAAGCCAAAAACCACUUAUGGCACGCUCUCAUCACACGGCGACCUUGACUCCCCCCAGCUCCUAGGCACAUACAACUUCAGGACCUCUAAGGAAAAUGUGCCACCAAGACCAUGACUCAGCUAACGAAACCUGUAUGUGGCUGAUAGAUACGGCUGUCAUCAGACAAUACUAUAUAAAAUGUGCUUUAUAGGACAUGUCAAAAAUAAAAUUGAAGGGAGUUGGUACCAUUUUCAUCAAUAAAUAUUGAAGACAUGUAUUUUUCAACUUAAAAGUGAAAUGAUACAGUCACCAUUUCCAUUCAAUAAUUUUGCUUUGGCUUAUUUUUAAGGCAGAACAGAUGACUAUGAGUUAUUUUCCUUUGCAAGUUUUUCCAGCAAUAUCUAGAAGCGUUAUUCUCCUCUCAACCAUGUCUUUUCUUCAGCAGAAAUUAAUUAUUUUCACAAAGGUUGAUCUUGUUUGACUUUUUUUCAUAUGAGCUCGGCCAUUUGACAAUUCCUGGUUCAAAAAAAAACGACAAAAGGAAAAUAACUAAGCAAGAUAAAAAUACCCCACAACCAACCAUUUAUUUAUUUCUGGUCAAAAUGUUACCUAAGAUCACUUUAGUAACUGGCUUAAUGCAUUUCUGGGUAUAAUUUUGUGAACUGAUUAUAUUAGAAUAACAAAAUUUAUUACCUGUAUCUGAGCAAGAUUGUUUGAUAGU
Molecule: messenger RNA, 2236 nt
Organism: Mizuhopecten yessoensis (Yesso scallop)
Lineage: Eukaryota; Metazoa; Mollusca; Bivalvia; Pectinida; Pectinidae
Product: spindle and kinetochore-associated protein 3-like
Exons: 9
Coding region: 112-1650 (512 amino acids)
Biological process (GO): mitotic cell cycle; chromosome segregation
Cellular component (GO): spindle microtubule; outer kinetochore
Source: RefSeq, a predicted model, not a curated record